AUGCACCUUCUCUCCUUUCUCCGCAAGUCCAAGACCUCGAACGAAACCUCAUCCCUCUACGGACUCGAUCAUGCGGCUCUCAAUCUCCCCGUCCCACCGCCGUCUAUGUGGAUGAAUCUCGGCUAUUGGAAGGACACAACCGACUUCCCCACCGCUUGUGCCGCCCUCCUAGACCAAGUCCUGAUUACAGCAUCACUACUAGACGAGAAUGGCGAUGCAACUUCACAUUCGACGGAGAAAAGGCUUCGAUUGCUGGACGUUGGGAUCGGGUGCGGAGAUCAAUCUGUGCGGAUUCUGGGAUACAAACGGAGAAUGCACGGCGGAGUAGCUGCAAAUGACAAUUCGGAUCUUGAUGGGAAUAUCAAGGACAUGACGGCGCCGUUAUUCGAUUCCUACGUCGGCAUCACUUCUAUCCCUGUCCAGGCCCAGUUCGCGAAGCAACGGAUAGAGAGCAGCAAGCACUCGCAAUCAAACUUGCGGGCUCAAAUAUUUUGCGCAGACGCCGCGAAUCCAUUAUCCUGGGACACCAAGCUGAAAACGUCCCUGUCCGCCGCUCCGCCUUCCCACGAAACAGAAGAGAACUGGCUCUUAGCCCUUGACACCCUUUACCACUUCUCUCCCUCCCGCGCCCCUCUCUUCAAAUAUACUCACUCUACGCUGCACGCCUCUAUAAUGGCCUUUGAUCUUUUACUUCCAACCCCCAAGCCCUCAUUCUGGGCGCGCCUCCUCCUCCGGAUCCUGUGCCUAUUUGCCGGGACACCCUAUACGAACUUCCUCACGCAGGACGAGUACACCGCACUCCUGGUUGAUGCAGGAUACGAUCUAUCGAAAAUCAUCUUUAGAGAUAUAUCGGAUGACGUAUUCCACGGGAUUGCAGGGUAUAUCAAUUCCCGAGAAGAGGUGUUGAAGGCGUACGGGUUGGGUGGGAGCAAGGGGAUGAAGAAGUAUGGAGGCGCUGGGAAGCUGUUUGGGUGGUGGGCAAGGACGGGGGUUGUCAAGGGGUUUAUCAUUGUUGCUAGAGCUUAG
Messenger RNA from Aspergillus mulundensis, 1026 nucleotides. RefSeq lists its product as uncharacterized. The transcript is spliced from 2 exons. Bases 1 to 1026 code for a protein of 341 amino acids. The record is from RefSeq and is a predicted model, not a curated record. Lineage: Eukaryota; Fungi; Ascomycota; Eurotiomycetes; Eurotiales; Aspergillaceae.